AUGUUCAAGAGCUGCGAGCGAUUCGUCAAGGAAUUUCUCGACCACGGCCAAGAUUCCAAUCUUCCGUGGCGGGGAAAGGGUCAAACGCCUCUGCAUUUGGUGGCGCAGUGGGGCGAGAAGGAGAUCAUUCACUUCCUGCUGAUGAGAGGCGCCGACCCACAGUUGACCAACGCCGAGGGAGAGACGGCUUUGCACGACCUUUGCAAGAGAAGCCGCGACGAUCUGGUAAAGAUGUUCUUGAAAGUCAACAAACAAUUUAGAAAGUCGAUCAAUAUCGACGCCGUGGACGAUCGGGGUCGGACACCUCUGCUGGUGGCUCUGAACCAUAGGGACAAGAAGUCGGCCUUGCUGCUUCUGAAGAAAGGCGCCAAGCCGAAUGCCAUCGACGAGAUGGGAUUGACAGCACUGCACCUGAUGUGCAGAAGAAAUUACGACAGCAAAUCGAUCGAGGAGAUUCUCGACGCCAUGGCCGGCUACUGUCCGGUCAACGCCCGGGACUUGAAAGGACGAACUGCUUUGCAUUACGCAUUGUACCACGGCGAUGAGGACGUGAUCGAGCUGUUGCUGAGACGAGGCGCGGAUCCCAACACACCCGACAACGAGGGAACCACCGCCAUGCACUGCAUCAGCCGGAGACGACUACCCGCCGACGACUUGGCCAAGACGCUGCUCAGAGUCUGCGGCGAAAUCGAUCGUGUGGUGCAGAUCGACUCAAGGGACAACAGGCGCCGUACACCACUCGAGUGGGCCGUGGCGAAUCAUCAGCCGCAACUGGUCGAGAGACUCCUGCAACUCGACGAAGAUCUGUCCGGCUUCAGGUUCCCGAGCUACACUCACUUCGACCAGUGCUUCGAGUGGCACGCCAAGCGUCGAAUCGGACUUCACAGGCUGAAACUGGCCUCGGGCGUGCUGGCCUGCCUGGAGCGGCUGGAAAAGCACGGCUACCGAUUAAAGGCCAACGAUGCCAGGACGAUCACGACUUUGUUCAACCGGAAUGCAUUGGUCCACAGAUUGUCCGCCAACGCCGCGAUGCUGCACUUCGACAGCAGCGUGGGAUUCGCCACGAUGGCCAAGGUGACGAUGGUCCGGCCGAACCUGACCCUCCACGAGCUGAUGUUUCUGCGACCCGAGGAGGUGGCGAUGAAACGAGUCACGUACGCUACGUACUUCAAUCUGGCCGAGUCGGAAAAAUUGUGGCGACUUCCGACGGGGCCGUUGUUCGAGGCCUGCGACAGGCAUCUGUGCGAGGAGGUGGUGAAGAGAUUCUACCGGCGAGUGCGGGACGAGUUCCCGGAGCUGGAGGACCUCGUGAGAGAUGCCUUGACACCGAGAGCAAUUAAGCCAUUUUGGGAAUAG
This is a messenger RNA of Trichogramma pretiosum, 1356 nucleotides long. RefSeq names its product tankyrase-1-like. Gene Ontology annotation, cellular component: ciliary inversin compartment. NCBI's taxonomy places the organism in Eukaryota, Metazoa, Arthropoda, Insecta, Hymenoptera, Trichogrammatidae. The transcript has a single exon. Gene Ontology annotation, molecular function: protein binding. Gene Ontology annotation, biological process: protein localization to ciliary inversin compartment. The coding region runs from base 1 to 1356 and encodes 451 amino acids. The record is from RefSeq and is a predicted model, not a curated record.